GACUGCCCAGCGGCCAGCUGAGGUCAGAGCCGGAUAGCAGAGGAUCUGGAGCCCGAGUACCUGCAGCCCCCGGAUCUCAGCCAGUAACACUCUUGGUGAACCAGCCAGAAGUCAUCCACUUGGUUCCUGAGGUGGAUCAGACAACAGAAUGGCCCUGAUGUCUGGUGCGACCAGGAGAUUUCCCCUGGAGACCUUGGAGCAGCCCUGAAAGCUGAUCCAUCCCCGGCCCGAAAGAUGACUCUGUGGGUGGCAUGAAACUUGCCUGAGUUGUUUGUUGAUGGUGUUUACGCCCUGCAACAGAUAAUGGUGUAGUUAUUGCAGAGAUUCUAAAGCCACAAAUCCAGUCAACCUCGAGGAGGCCUGGCCUGUGGAACAGAAGCUGGCAAAGAGAGGUCCUAUCUUCUGGACCCAUGUGUUCGCACUCCUUGUCUCUUCGACACUGAAAGGGAUGACUGUGGGAAUCUUUGCAUAUUGUACCUUCUGUUUGAAAGUCAAGUACUUACCUCGUCAGCAGAAGAAAAAGCUACAAACUGACAUUAAAGAAAAUGGUGGAAAUUUUUCAUUUUCAUUAAAUCCCCAGUGUACACAUGUAAUCAUAGACAAUGCUGAUGUUCUGAGUCAGUAUCAAAUGAAAUCUAUCCAAGAGAAACAUAUCCAUAUUGUAAACCCAGAUUUUAUAUGGGAAUCUAUCAAAGAAAGGAGACUCUUGGAUGUAGAGAAUUACAAUCCUAAUAAGUCAUUGGACAUCACACUACCUCCUGGUCAAAAGGAAAGUAGUUCUGAAGUGGAAACAGAUGAUCCAUCCCUGGACAAUUCCACAGAGAAGGAAAACAUUGUGGAUUUCACCAAGCUUUAUACAGAGAAUGUUGAAAUUCCUCAUUUUCCUCAAGAAUUUGAAGUUGCAAAAUAUGACACCUUGGAAAAAAUUGAGGCAGAGGGCGGGAAGGAAAUUGUAGUAGUGGAAAUGCAGUGCUUCCAGGAACAGUGGGACUAUCCUUUUCUAAUAACCGCAUGUUUCCUCCUGGCCAAUGGCAUUGAGACUAGAAGACAAUUCUCUGGAAAGAAAACUUCUGCAGAUGCAAGUGAGUACUAUGAAAAUUAUAUUGAAGAGCUGAAGAAACAAGGAUUUCUGCUAAGAGAAAAUUUUACACCUGAAGCAACCGAAUUAGCAUCUGAAAAAUUACAAGCGUUGCUUUUGGAGGAGGUAAUAAAUUUGAAUACUCUGAGCCAAGAGGUCAGUGAUUUGGUGGAGAUGAUUUGGGCGGAAACGCUGGGCCAUCUGGAGCACACGCUUAUCAAGCCAGUGAACAAAAUCAGCCUUAAUGAUGUGAGCAAGGCAGAGGGCAUUCUCCUUCUAGUAAAGACAGCACUGAAAAAUGGAGAAACAGCAGAACAAUUGCAAAAGAUGAUGACUGAAUUCUACAGAUUAAUACCUCACAAAGGUACAACAACUGAAGAAGUUAACCUAACACUAUUAUCUAAGAAAGAGGAACUCUGCCAGCUAAUAAGAGACAUGGUGAAUGUCUGUGAAACUAAUUUGUACAAACCCAACCCACCAUCUCUUGCAAAAUACCGAGCUUUGAGAUGCAAAAUUGAGCAUGUUGAACAGAACACAGAAGAAUUUUUCAGUGUUAAGAAAGUGAUAUUACAGAAUAAUCACAGUAAAAGUCCAGUGGACAUCUUGCAGAUAUAUAGAGUUGGCAGAGUGAAUGAAACCACAGAAUUUUUGAGCAAACUUGGCAACGUGAAAUCCUUAUUGCAUGGAUCUCCUGUACGAAACAUUGUAGGAAUUCUAUCCCGAGGGCUGCUUUUACCCAAAGUAGUUGAAGAUCAUGGUGUAAAAAGAACAGACGUCGGCAGUCUUGGGAGUGGGAUAUAUUUCAGUGAUUCACUCAGUACAAGCAUUAAGUAUUCAUGCCCAGGAGAGACAGAUGGCACUAGACUCUUGGUCAUUUGUGAUGUGGCCCUCGGGAAGUGUAUGGACUUACACAAGAAGGAUUUUUCAUUAACAGAAGCCCCACCAGGUUAUGACAGUGUCCAUGGAGUCUCACAAACAGCAGCUGUCAUCACGGACUUUGAGGAUGAUGAAUUUGUUGUAUAUAAAACCAAUCAGAUUAAAAUGAAUUAUAUGAUUAAAUUUUGCAUUCCUGGAGACCAGAUAAAGGAUUUUCAUCCUUGUGGUAAUACUGAAUUAGAGGAAUACCUACCUGUGUUUUCAAGUUUUUCAAAGGGUGAAGAUUACCAGUUACCAGAUACCAAAACUUCCAGCAACAUCGGAGCUGGUCUUCAGGAUACCUCUGGGAAUUUAGUUCCUCUUGAGGAUGUUCACAUCAAGGGAAGAAUAAUAGACGUCGUAGCCCAGGUCAUCGUUUUUCAGACAUACACAAAUCAAAGUCAUGUGCCCAUUGAGGCAAAAUAUAUCUUUCCUCUGGAUGAUAAAGCAGCUGUGUGUGGUUUUGAAGCUUUCAUCAAUGGGAAGCAUAUAGUAGGAGAGGUUAAAGAGAAGGAAGGAGCCCGUCAAGAAUACCAAGAAGCCAUCAGUCAAGGCCAUGGUGCUUACUUGAUGGAUCAGGAUGCACCUGAAGUUUUUACUGUAAGUGUUGGAAACUUACCUCCUAAGGCUAAGGUUCUUAUCAAAAUUACCUAUAUCACUGAACUCAGCGUCCAAGGUACUGCUGCUGUUUUCUGCAUGCCUGCUACUGUGGCACCCUGGCAACAAGACAAAGCUUUGAAUGAAAACAUUCAGGAUACAGUAGAGAAGAUUUGCGUAAAGGAAAUAGGGACAAAGCAAAGCUUCUCUUUGAGUAUAUACAUUGAGAUGCCAUACGUGAUCGAAUUCAUUUCUAGUGAUACACAUAAACUAAAACAAAAGCGCACAGACUGCAAAGCUGUAAUUAGCACUAUGGAAGGUAGUUCCUUGGACAGCAAUGGAUUUUCUCUCCACAUCGGUUUUUCUGAUGCAUAUCUCCCAAGAAUGUGGGUUGAAAAAUAUCCUGAGAAAGAAAGUGAGGCUUGCAUGCUUGUCUUUCAGCCAGAUUUCAAUAUCACCCUCCCUGAAACAGCCAAGAAAAGUGAAGUUAUUAUCUGUCUUGAUUGUUCCAAUUCUAUGGAGGGUGAGGCAUUCUUGCAAGCCAAGAAAAUUGCCUUAUAUGCACUGUCCCUGGUGGAUAAGAACCAAAAAAUAAACAUUGUCAAGUUUGGCACAAGUUACAAGGAAUUAUUUUCAUACCCUAAGUAUAUCACAAGUAAUGAUAUGCCAACAGAGUUCAUUAUGGCUGCUACACCUACCAUGGGAAAUACAGACUUCUGGAAAACUCUCCGAUAUUUAAAUUUGCUGUACCCUUCUCAGGGGCUACGGAACAUCCUCCUUAUAUCUGAUGGGCACAUUCAGAACGAGAGCCUAACAUUCAAGCUUGUGAAAAGAAAUGUCCAGCACACCAGGAUGUUCACCUGUGGCACUGGUUCUACAGCAAAUCGUCAUAUCUUAAGGACUUUGUCCCAGUGUGGUGCCGGAGUAUUUGAAUAUUUUAACUCAAAAUCCAAACAUAGAUGGAAAACACAGAUAGAAGACCAAAUGACUAGAUUACACUCUCCAAGUUGCCACUCAGUCUCUGUCAAAUGGCAGCAGCUAAGCACGAAUUUGCCUGAACCUUUGCAGGCACCAGCCCAGGUGCAGUCCUUGUUCCACAAUGACCUCCUCCUCGUCUAUGGGUUUAUUCCACAUUGCACACAGGCAACUCUAAGUGCAUUAAUUCAAGAGAAAGAAUUUUGUACAAUGGUGUCAACUACAGAACUUCAGAAGACAACUGGAACUAUGAUUCACAAGCUGACAGCCCGAGCUCUCAUUAGAGAUUUUGAAUAUGGCAUUCUCCAUGAAAAUGAAACACAUCACCAGAUGAAGAAGCAAGUCUUGAAAUCUCUGAUUAUUAAAAUCAGUAAAGAAAACUCUCUCCUAACACAGUUUACAAGCUUUGUGGCAGUUGAGAAAAGAGGUGAGAAUGAGUUACCUUUUCCUAAUAUUCCAAAUAUUUUGGAACUUAUUGCCAAAGAAGAUGUGGACUUUCUGCCAUAUAUAACUUGGCAGGAGGAGCAAUCAGAUGCCGGCAUGACACAGACAGGAGAUGCCAACAUAGUCUGAAGUACCCGCCUGAUGCAAGUAGCUUACUCCUCAUCAGCAUCUCUCUCCAACCCACUGUCCAGUCCAAUCCAUGUCUCACGAGUUGGCUUCAGGAAUGGUUCCUGUCCUGAGCCAACAGGUUUGAAGACCAUGACCGCAAGGGUCCUUCUAGUCUCAGUCAGACCAUUUAACCGGGUCUUUUUAUGAGAAUUUGGGGCCUGUGUCCCACUGUUCUCCUGCUCCCUCAGGGGUUCUCUGUUGUGUUCCCUGUCAGGGCAGUCAUGCUCCAAUUCUUUGUGCUCUAAAAUGGUGACAAUAAUUGAACCUGACUCAUAGAGUUGUGAAUAGUAAAUGAAUUAGUACAUGUAAGACCCUUAGAACAUGUCUGGUUCUUGGUAGGCAUUCAAUAAUGUUAGCAUUAUUAUUAGCAAGAGUGCCUGGAAAUAGUCUGAUAGAGACUGGAGGAACCCCCGAGACUAAUGCCCUAAGACAGCCUUCUAACGGAAACUGAAGAUACUCCCAGAGACCACCUCUCAGCCUAUAAAAUAAACAAUAAUACCCAUGAGGAAGGUGCUCCUUAGAAUAAUCAAUUGUACGGGACCAAAAGUGUAGUGAUUGCCCAAAAGCAAGAUGAAAAAGCAGGGAGGGGCAGGGACACUGGAUGAAUGAAAACAAGAAAGCCAGGGAGGAAAUGGGAAUAGGGCUGACAUGUUGCAGGGAUUGCAACCAAUGUCAUGGAACAGUUUGUGCAUGGAAUGUUGAUGGAAAAACUAAUUUGCUAUAUAAACUUUCACUUAAAGUACAAUAAGGUGUAAAAAAAAAAAAAAAAAAAAAAGUGGUAAAGGCACUUUCCUCCAAGCUGGUGGGAGUGUAAAUCAGUACAACCUCUUUGGAGGGCAGUCUAGCAACAUCUAUACUACCGUUAUAAAGAAUAAGGCAGCUCUGUUUGUAUUGUGGAGAACUCUGUGAAUAGUUUGCUACUAUAAAUGGAAGCAGCAGUCAAGAAAUCAAACAUUGUAUUGAAUUGGGCAGAUCUGCUGCAAAAGACCUCUUUAAAGUGUUAAAAAGCAAAGAUGUCACUCUGAGGGCUAAGGUGCACUUGACCCAAACCAUGGUAUUUUUAGCCACCUCAUAUGCAUGUGAAAGCUGGACAGUGAAUAAGGAAGACUGAAGAAGUAUAGAUGCAUUUGAAUUAUGGUGUUGGUGAAGAAUAUUGAAUAUACCAUGGACUGCCAAAAGAUUGAGCAAAUCUAUUUUGGAAGAAGUACAGCUAGAAUGCGCCUUAGAAGUGAGGAUGGCAAGACAUGGUCUCAUGUACUUUGGACAUAUUAUCAGCAGGGACCAGUCCCUGUAGAACGACAUCAUGCUUGGUAAAGUAGAGGGUCAGUGAGAAAGAGGAAGAUCCUCAAUGAGAUGGAUUGACACAGUGACUGUCAUGGAUUGAAUUGUGUCCCCUGAAAUAUGUGUUACCAGUUUGGCUAGGCCACGAUUCCCAGUAUUGUAAUUGUUCACCAUUUUGUCAUCUGAUGUGAUUUCCCUAUGUGUUGUAAAUUCUACCCCUUUGACAUUAAUGAGAUGGGAUAGGUGGCAGUUAUGUUAAUGAGGCAGGACUCAAUCUACGAGAUUGGCUCAUGUCUUGAGGCAAUCUCUUUUGAAAUAUAAAAGAGAGAAAUGAGCAGUGAGACAAGGGGACCUCAUACCACCAAGAAAGCAGCACCGGGAGCAGAGUGCAUCCUUUGGACCCGGGGUUCCUGUGCAGAGAAGCUCCUAGUCCAGGGGAAGAUUGAUGAGAAGGACCUUCCUCCAGAGCCGACAGAGAGAAAGCAUUCCCCUGGAGCUGAUGCCCUGAACUUGGACUUCUAGCCUAUUAGACUGUGAGAAAACAAAUUUCUCUUUGUUAAAGCCAUCCACUUGUGGUAUUUCUGUUAUAGCAGCACUAGAUAACUAAGACAGCGGCUGCAACAAUAGGCUCAAACACAGCAAUGAUUGUGAGGAUGGCACGGGACCAGGCAACGUUUCAUCCUGUUGUACAUGGGGUCGCUAUGAGUCGGAACUGACUCGACAACACCUAACAAUAACAACACUUAAUGUACGAACAAAAUAGGUGAAAAAUGUAUUGGUGGUGUUGUUGUUCGGUGGCGUCGAGUCAGUUCUGGCUCAUAGCGACCCUUUGUACAACAAAAGGAAACAUUGCCUGGUCCUGAGCCAUCCUUACAAUUGUUGAAAAAAAAAUAAAAAUGUAUUAGUGACUUCUUAAUUUUCAUUUUGUUCUUUAUGAAUGAAGAGCAUGUUUUCCUAUUCUUAAGGGUCUACAUAUCUCCCUUUUUAUGAACUGUCUGUUCAUGUCUUUUGUACUUUUUUAUUGUGCUGUUUGUUAGUCAUUUUCUUAUUUAUUUUAGGAAAGUUUAUAUAUUUGGGAAAUGAGCCCUUAGUAAUGUGAAUUCCCCGAAAUUGCUCAUGCAGUUUGAAUUUUUCCUGAUAUAAAAUAAGAAGUAUGGAACCAACUUUUUUAUUCUUUUCCAGAUGGCUACCCACUUUUCCCAAUACUGUUUAUUGAGUGAUUAUUCCUUUUCUCCCACUGAUUUGAAAUACCCUUUUCAUCUUCUAAAUACCCAUGUUUCGGGGUAUAUUGCUUGACUAUCUGCUCUGUUCCAUUGAUCUAUCCAUUUUAGUUAUUGUAGUUAUUAUAAAAUGCUUUAACAUCUGAUGGACCUAAUACAUCGCUAUUGUUCUUUUUGGAUUGCUUGUCUAAUUCCAAAAAAUAUUUCUGAACCAGAUAAACAUUGUUUAAAAAAUAUUGUUUUUAAAUGUGUGUUUUAUUAUGUGUUUUGUAGUAUUAAUUAUUUAAAUGUAUGCUUGGAACUUGGCUGAGUUGGAAAAGGGGUACUGCUUUUUUAAAAGCUCAUUUACUUUGAUGCAUUUAGGGACUAAUUAUUUACAAAAGUAUUAAAGCUAAAGAACUUACCGUGCAUAUGAAACUUGAUUUGAUUAUAUGCAGCUUUUUAAGGGACACCAUAUUUAGAUUGAAAUAAUAGUAAAAUAGCAUCUUUUCAUUCCCCUGUGUUAUCCAUAUUGUUCUACUCUGGUAUGAAGAUACAUUCAUUUAGUUACUUUAAUUAAAGCCUUUGAAAUAUCUUUUCAUUUUUCUCAGUUUCUUAAUAUUGCUGAAAACCAGGAUAAAAAACUAGAAAAAAUUACUUCAAAUCGUUAGCUUAUUUUAGGGCUAAUUUACAUACUGUAAUUCUGCUAAUUGUAACAUUUUGGGCAAGUCACUCUAUUCCUAUGGUUCUCAGUUUCCUCAUACGUAAAAUGAGGGGUGCUUAAAGUUCUGUGAUUCUAAAGAGAUGAAAAGCUUUAAGUACCUGAUAUAUUUAUUGCUGACAUUCUCUCCAGGCCUCAAAUUCCAUAUUUAUAAAAUGAGGGAGUCAUACUUAAAUGAUACUGAAGAUCUCUGGUUUUAUCUUCAAUGUUUUUGCUCAUGUCGAUGAUCCUGAUUCUGGGACUCAAGAUCUGGCGUAAACAAUUGCUUGACUACAAGAAAGUCUUAAGUAUGCUUGUUGGAUUGUUAGUUUUAUUCUGUAUUUUCUUCUUACAUUACAAUUU
Loxodonta africana (African savanna elephant) is the source of this 7720-nucleotide messenger RNA. RefSeq names its product poly(ADP-ribose) polymerase family member 4 (gene PARP4). Gene Ontology annotation, cellular component: cytoplasm. Gene Ontology annotation, molecular function: NAD+ poly-ADP-ribosyltransferase activity. The coding region runs from base 449 to 4138 and encodes 1229 amino acids. NCBI's taxonomy places the organism in Eukaryota, Metazoa, Chordata, Mammalia, Proboscidea, Elephantidae. The record is from RefSeq and is a predicted model, not a curated record. The transcript has 33 exons.